Messenger RNA from Erythranthe guttata (spotted monkey flower), 1727 nucleotides. Its product is annotated as mogroside IIIx synthase. NCBI's taxonomy places the organism in Eukaryota, Viridiplantae, Streptophyta, Magnoliopsida, Lamiales, Phrymaceae. Gene Ontology annotation, molecular function: UDP-glycosyltransferase activity. The record is from RefSeq and is a predicted model, not a curated record.
UCCUACAAAUCCCAUCAACAAAAAACAAAAAUAUUAAAAAGUCGAAUGUAUCGAUGUAGUAAGCAUUGGUUUCUCAGUCUAAAUUAUACGCAAUCCAAGAAAACUUGAUACAUCAAUGAUUAUACAUAUAGAUUAUAGUCUAUAGAGAGAGAAACACACUGGGCCUGUAUAAAUACUCCCCAGAAUUCUAGAGAGAGAAAGGCAUGCAUCAUCAUCAUAACAUGGGCUCAGACAACAAGCAAGACCGCCGUCUGAAAGUGGUGGUGAUGUUUCCAUGGCUAGCACACGGCCACAUAACUCCAUUUCUAGAGCUGGCGAAGGCGCUCUCUCACAGGCAUUUCAUCAGUCACCUUGUCUCCACACCUGCAAACCUCACCUCCAUCGCCAACAAAAUCCCACAAGCUUACUCCGCGUUCAUCCAUCUCGUCGAGCUUCAUCUCCCCUCCCAAAACUCGCCGGAGCUUCCCCCGCACCGCCACACCACCAACGGCCUCCCGCUCAAUCUCCACCCCGCCCUCAGGAAGGCCCUCCGGGCGGCGAAACCCGAUUUCUCGAACCUCGUGGAAACCCUCAACCCCGAUCUGCUCAUCCACGACAUCCUCCAGCCGUGGGCGGCGGCAGUAGCGUCCACGCACAAGAUCCCGUCCGCCGCGUUCUCCACCUCCGGCGCCGCCGCGGUGUCGUACUUCUCCCACCUGGGUUCACGUAGAGGCGUCGAGUUCCCCUUCCCGGCGAUCCGUCUCACCGCCUCCGAGUUAACCAUGGCGUUCGGCGAUAUCGAGUCCCACCGGAGCGAAGAGAGAGAAUAUUCCGACGAAGACGCCGCCGCCUUUCGGAACAACAACGGGUUCAUGCUGGUGAACAGUUCUAGAGAGAUAGAGGGCAAAUACAUAGAUUAUUUAUCUGAAUUAAUCACCAAGACUAUCAUACCAAUUGGUUCAUUGGUUAAUCAAGAUCCAUUAAUCAUUAAAAAUGAUGAUGGUGAUGGUGAUGAUGACGUUGAUAGUGACGUCAUCAUGGAUUGGUUGGACGAAAAGGACGAACUCUCGAGCGUGUUCGUUUCGUUCGGGAGCGAAUUCUUCCUCAACGAACAAGAAAUCGAAGAGGUAGCCCAUGGUUUGGAGUUGAGCGGUGCGAACUUCAUAUGGAUCAUAAGAUUCCCAAACGGUGCUGGGCCGGGCCGGGCCCACGAGGCCCUACCGGAAGGGUUCGUCGAACGGGUCGGCGGACGAGGCAUGAUCCUGGAGAAAUGGGCCCCGCAGGCGAGGAUUUUAAGCCACUCGAGUAUAGGUGGAUUUGUGAGCCAUUGCGGUUGGAAUUCUUUGAAGGAGGGCUUGGAUUUGGGAGUUCCGAUUGUAGCUGUGCCGAUGCACCUUGAUCAGCCGAUGAAUGCGAAAUUGGUGGUGGAGAUUGGCGGCGGCGUGGAGGCGAGAAGGGGCGGUGAUGGGAGGCUUUGCAGGGAGGAGAUAGCGAAGGUGGUUAAAGACGUCGUUUUCGGGACGAUCGGGGAAGAGUUGAGGAGAAGAGUUGGAGAGAAAUGGGAGAGUGUUAGAUUGAGAAGUGGAGUUGAGGUGGAGGAAGUUGCAUUGAAGUUGGCUCAACUUUGUGUGGAGGGGGGGAAUUUUUUGCAUGUUUAAACUGAUGUUUACAAGUUCAUAUUUAUAUUUUUGGGUAAAUUACAACCACACCUCAGGUACGAUAAAAUUACGAAGACCUCCAUUCUGUUU